This is a messenger RNA of Caenorhabditis sp. 36 PRJEB53466, 3833 nucleotides long. The record is from the annotation of a GenBank genome assembly. NCBI's taxonomy places the organism in Eukaryota, Metazoa, Nematoda, Chromadorea, Rhabditida, Rhabditidae.
AUGGCGUCCCCACGCACGCGACGAGUGCUCAAAGAGCUCCGACCGAUGGACGAUAAUAACGUGAGCAUUUUUGAUUAAUUCCAUAUCCAUAUCCAUACACACAAAUGAGUGUUUUCUAAACGGAACAUGUAAAGUUUGUCAGUUUCGAAUGCGAUCUUCUCGAAUUCUAGAAGAGUUUUGCAAAAAUGAUGAACAGAACAUUUGAUCGCCUUGGCAUAAGCUAUCGAAUGAUGUAUGUUUAAUGAGCGAUGCAAAAAUAAGCAUAUGUAGUAAUCGUGAUGUCCUAUUACAAACAUGAAAACUUAAGGCCUAAUAAGAUUGAUAUGACACCUAAUUAGAUUAAUAAAUUGUCUAGCUAGAUUAAUAAAUCUUCUAGCUAGAUUAAUAAGUGCUCAAAUCAAGUUUCACGCCAACCGUCUGCUGGCUCAAAUCUCGAUUGCGCCAAGAAAAAACAGUCGAAUCUAAUUGGGUCGCGUUUAGAUCAGUAACUUUCUAAUUAGAUUAAUAUCGAAUUGCCAGAGAUUUUCGUGAAAUUUUGGAUGACGAACUCGAAUCACUUUCAUCCGAAUUUUCUCGAAAAGCGAUUAGCGUGCGGAAAAGGCAGAGACGCAGGCGCGUAACUGUUUCGUUGUUGUUGUUGUUGUUUGUUGUUUCGCGACUGUGUCUCUGUCUUUUCCGCACACGAGUCGCGUUUCUCUCUCGCCCUCACCUAUUUCAACGCGAACCGAAUGUGCUCGGCCAGGCUCAAUUUCGGCGGAAAUAUCGGUUCACGAGAGAUAGGUUUCAAAGGGCUUAUCGAACAAUUGAUUGUUUCGGACGGCGGCUCGUAGUCGCUCGCCGCUUUGCCAUUACGCGAAUGCCCGCUGGAUUCCAACGUGAGCGAAUGGUUGAUUUUGAUGCUUCCACAAUUAUAUUUGGCAUAAUCGUGGGCGGAAAUCCGAAUCAAAAUUCCGACAGCUUUAGUGCACGCCACUCGUUCGUUCUGCUUUUUCGACUUGUGAUCCCGAUCGCAUUGCUCAGUUUCAAAAAAAAACUUUGUUUAAAACACUAUAAGGGAAUGGAGACAAAAAAGUCUUGCAAUCCGCAUUUCUGCGGCAUCUUGAAAGUAGAUUUUUUGUUGCAGUUCUGUUUCGAGUGCGAGGCGAACAAUCCGCAAUGGGUGUCCGUCUCGUACGGCAUCUGGAUUUGUCUCGAAUGUUCCGGAAUUCAUCGCAGUUUGGGCGUUCAUUUAAGGUAAAAUUUUGUUUAAAUGACCAGGGAAGCCUCCUGAAUUGUCUCUUAUUGCCAUCACAUUCACUGUCCGAGUCCCAACUCUCCGAAAUGUCUGUGAACGGAACUUGUGGCGGUGGGAAGAGUUUUCACGCCUGAGUUUUCUAGGUCACAACUUUAACUGCGCGCUGUUCCGUUUAUAGGCAUUCCUGAGAUUUGGGACUCGGACAGUGUAUGUGGCAAAAAGAGACAGUUAAGACAGAUACAAAAAAUUGCAAAAAAGAUGAGGGUUCCUUGGUCCUUUAAAUAUUUUUUUCCCAGUCAAGAAAAUAAUAUUCUCAGUUUCGUGCGUUCGGUGACGAUGGACAAGUGGAAGGACGUCGAGUUGGCGAAGAUGAAGGCGGGCGGAAAUCGGAAAUUCGCCGAAUUUCUGCAAUCGCAACCGGAUUACCGCGAAAAAUGGACGAUUCAGGAGAAGUACAACUCGAGAGCCGCCGCCCUUUUCAGGGACAAGGUCGGCACAAUUUUUGUUAAAAAAAUGCUAAAUUUAGCUCGAAGGCUUUUCAAAACUGGCUAUUUUGACAGGUGGCGUGUGAGGCGGAGGGACGUGAAUGGUCGCAAUCGACGUCGCCGGCGGCCAACUACGUGCCGCCUACACUCGGCGGCACGAAUCGAGCCGUCGGCGGCUCCUCGACGAGCAAAUCCUCGGGAAACUCCUCGCUGGGCUCUUAUUACGGCGGAAACUCGAGCUACAGUCAAUCGUCCGGCGACGGUACCUACAGCGGACAAGACUCGUCAGUUUUUGCGCCAUUUUUUGAGGCGGGAAAUAGAAAAUGUUAUAUUUCACACAAAAUUGGUUUCGCAAAUGAUCGAUCACGUGAAUGCAAGCAUUUUCGGCGUUCGAACACCACAAUUUACCGUAAAAUGCUUUUUUUUCUGCAGGAGCGGCAGCAAAUAUCAGGGAUUCGGCAACACUGGCUACGUGCCGAAUCAGUCGAAUAACGGAGGAGACGAUCUGCUCGCCGGAGCCAUGACCGGACUUUCGAUGGUCGGUUUCACGUCGAAUAUCUAAAUGUUUCCUUAUUUCUUCACUGAUUUUUUCAUUCAAAUGUCCUGAAUUUAAUGUUCUUAAGGUUGCAGAAAACGCAAUUUUUCUAUUGUUCUUUUCCAAAUGUCAUACUUUUCAGGGCUGGUCAAUGCUGUCGAAAGGAGCGUCUCAGGCGGCCGCCAUCGCCAAAGACGUCGGAAUUCAGGCGCAGCAGAAGGCGUCGCAGUUGAGCGAGAAUGUUGUACGUGUUUUGAUGCAAAGAGCCAAACUAUUGAAAUAUAAUUUGACACUAUACAGAAAUGUACCUUUACGUUGUUCCCGUACUUGCCGUUUUGCGGUUGAUGUCAGGAAUACGGAACAACGUCAAGGCAGGCCUGGGCGAGAAAUCAGAGAUUUGCGAAGAGCGCUGCUAGCCGUGCCGCCGUAAAUAUGCACAAGGAGAUAUUCGUCGCUGGUCUCGCCACGAAAAGCGGCAAAGGGUUACGGUAACUCUGAAUCAGCUGUGUCGAAUGCAGUGGCCUGAAUUUUCGUGGCGGGACCCGCGAAACAGCUGAAUGUUUUCGCACUGGUGGCUUUUCCCCGCGCGCUCUGUGAGAAAUUGCUUGGCGAAAAAACGCGAGGGCGAGGGAAAUACCAUUUGCGCGGUAGAAAAGAGAGACGCAGACGGUAGACACUGUUAAAGGCGCAUGGCAUAACGUAUAUUUCUAAACGCCUUUAACUUUCUCGUGGCAUUUCCCUCGCCCCCGCGUUUUUUUUUCGCUAACAAGCAAUUUCUCGCUCGCCCCGGCCUGUCGGAAAAUGUGAAAUGUCUCCAAUAGCUGUGUCUUCUGUUUCUAGUCGCAAAACAACUCGAUCUUUGGCGGAGUGGCCUCAAAGGCGUCGGAUGUGACCACGAGGUCGUGGGACGGACUCUCUUCGUUCGUCAAAUCGCCGUCGCUCAACGCGUUCUCGGGAAUUCUGUCGAAAACGUGAGCAUUUUUGGGAUCGAUUGUUUUUGGGGCGCUCGCAACUGCUCAUGGUGGUCCCAUUUUCAAACAAUUUUUGCAGUGGGUACGAGGAUUUCGGCGGUGGAAUGUCCGGAUCGUCGUCGCAAAACGAGUUCAACGACUGGCUCAAACAAUCGAAUUUGUGAGUUUCCCCUUUUUUUUGUUGUUGAAUAAAACUUAAUUUGUUCAUUGAAUUGAAGGCCGCGUGGAACAACGGAAGGAGGUACCCAUAUUAGUAGUGAAGGUAGACUUUUUGUUUUUGCAAAUGUGCACUAAAAAUGAUUGCUUUUCGCAGAAAUCAAACCAUCGGAGGAGAGAAGAAAGAAGGAGAGAAGCCCGAAACCGGCGCCGAAAAAGCAAGAAAAAAGUGAGGAUUUGCCUUUGUAAUCGUCUAAAAUUUGCAAAUGUUUGCAGCAGUUGUGGAAGAAGACGACUCGGCCUCCUCGUCCACAAUCGCUCAAUUCGAGGCGUCGGUGAAUAAGGCGAAAUCGACGGCUCCACGAGUUGCGGCCGCACCGGCUCCGGCUCCGAAAAAAGAGGAAAAGUCGAAGGGAUGGGACGACGACGCGUGGGACCUCCUCAAUCAAUGA